Endocarpon pusillum Z07020 is the source of this 1353-nucleotide messenger RNA. RefSeq lists its product as uncharacterized. The transcript has 2 exons. The coding region runs from base 1 to 1353 and encodes 450 amino acids. The record is from RefSeq and is a predicted model, not a curated record. Lineage: Eukaryota; Fungi; Ascomycota; Eurotiomycetes; Verrucariales; Verrucariaceae. Gene Ontology annotation, biological process: maintenance of cell polarity; piecemeal microautophagy of the nucleus; exocytosis. Gene Ontology annotation, molecular function: oxysterol binding. Gene Ontology annotation, cellular component: membrane; intracellular membrane-bounded organelle; cytosol.
AUGGAUACUAUGCCAGCUUCGGGCCAGGGCAAAGGCUCCGGCUCCUGGGGCUCAUUUCUCAAGGCAAGUCAGACCAUCUCGGAGCCUCUGCCCAGAGCUGACACUGUACAGUCCAUUGCAUCAUUCAAUGGCGACCUCUCUUCCUUGACAGCCCCUGCUUUCAUUCUUAGCACGACCUCUUUAACCGAAUUCAGCGCCUAUUGGGCAGAGCAUCCAUCUAUCUUUGUUGCCCCAACCCAGGAGCCAGAUCCCGCCAAACGGUCCUUACUCGUGCUCAAGUGGUUUCUCUCAACCCUGAAGCAGCAAUAUUCGUCACGAAAUGACAAGCUGGGGAGCGAAAAGAAACCGCUGAAUCCAUUCUUGGGUGAGCUAUUUCUCGGCACCUGGCAGGACGAUGCUGGAGAGACACAACUUAUCUCUGAGCAAGUCAGCCAUCACCCACCAGUGACAGCAUAUUGCAUAACAAACGCAAAACAUGGUAUUCAGCUUCAAGGCUACAACGCCCAAAAGGCCUCCUUCUCGCGCACCAUCCACAUCAAACAAGUGGGCCAUGCUCUUCUCACCCUCACUCCACCCAACGCGCCAAACCAACCCGAAAUUUACCUCAUCACCCUCCCAGCCCUGCACAUCGAAUCCCUCAUAACCGGCUCACCGUACAUCGAACUCGAGAAAUACACUCACAUCGCCUCCUCCAGCGGCUACGUCUCCAAAAUAGACUACUCCGGCAGAGGCUGGCUCUCCGGCAAAAAGAACACCUUCACCGCCUGCAUGUGGAAGGAAGGUCAAGGCAACGACAAACACCCCCUCUACAGCGUCGAGGGCCAAUGGAGUGAAAAAAACUUCUCCUUCGGCAUGCACGAAGGCGACAAACCCAAGAAGGGCAAAGAGGUCGAAUCCUACCGCGCAGCGCCCACCACACCGCUCACCGUCAUGCCGAUCGAGCAACAAGAUCCCUUCGAAAGUCGCCGCGCGUGGCGCAACGUCGCCGCCUCAAUCACGAAAGGAGAUAUGGACGCGGUGUCGUUCCACAAAUCGAAGAUUGAGAACGCUCAGCGCGAGCUACGCAAGAAGGAAAAGGAGGAGAGUAGGGAUUGGGAGAGGAAAUUCUUCAAGACGCUCCGUGAGGACGACGAUGCCACGUUCGCAAAGUUGGUCAAGAUGAUCAGUGGAGCGACGGCCUGGGCGGGCGUGGAGGCGGAGAAGACGGCCGGAGUGUGGAGGUUCGAUCCCGAGAGGGCCGGGAGGGCGAGACCGCCGUAUCAUCCUGAGGUUGGCGAAAGAGGGCUGGGUGAGGGUGGGAGUGAGCCGGUCAGUCAGGUCAGUACGAAUACUUCGCAGGGUGGGAGGAAGUGA